AUGAAACACGAAACUAAAGCUCCGAACGGUUUUGAAAACGUAACUCAUAUUCGAGGUACUCAGCUUAUUGGCAAUGAUAAAGAUCAUACUCCUUUUGCUUUAAUGGAAAAAAAAGGCCAACCUGAUAAAAUAUAUCGUAGAAUAGAUUGCACACUUGUAGUGACAAAAAAAAAUAUAUGUGAAAAUUGCACAAAAUUGCAAAAUACUAUAGGACAAAAUGAAAUAAUUGUUGGUCUAAAAGAGCGUCUAGAAGAAAAAAUUAAAAAAGAAGAAGUAGAAGUAUCAGAUAAUAUUGCAAAUAUUACACAUAUUGUUACUAAAGAUGUUAUUAAUAAAAAUAUAAAUUUUUCUACUCUUCAUCCUAUUUUUCAAGAACUCAUUCGCAUUCAAACUGGAAAACCAAAAGAUAUCAUCUAA
Rhizophagus irregularis DAOM 181602=DAOM 197198 is the source of this 417-nucleotide messenger RNA. Lineage: Eukaryota; Fungi; Glomeromycota; Glomeromycetes; Glomerales; Glomeraceae. The record is from RefSeq and is a predicted model, not a curated record.